CUUAAUAUUUUAUAAUUACACAAUAUGUCCUAAAGGUCUCCAUACAUACAGGACUUUAAAACUUUUUGGCAAAAUGUCUUCUAAAAGUUUUCAUACUAAUAUUUUAUUUGUGGAUAUUUUUUAGAUCUCCUUUAAGAAUGCUUAUGACAAAAGAAUAAAGUAUUGAAAUUGUUUUCGUGGCUGGAAGUGGAGGCUGUUGCAAGGUUGCAAUGAACCGAUGUGUUAACACAAAUACAUUUUAAGCGGUAGAGAUGAUUCUAUGUGCAUUUACAAAGAAAUGUCAAUCAUGUAGAGGAUGUUUUGUAAGUAAAGUUACAUUUCCUCAAUUUAUGGUGACUUAGAGGACGCAAUAUAGAUCAGCCAUUUACAGUAGAUAAGAAUGCUUUUGAGCACAUCAUCAAAUAAUACCCUGGUAAACACUCAGAAUCAUAUAUAUGCAGCAGCAAAGGAUGUUGGUAAAUGUUGGUAUCAUGUGCAGUGAUGUUAACAGUGAAAUAUGAUGCUCUUGUACACAAACUAGUGAACCAGGAUUUUAUAUAUGAUAUAUAAAUGCAACACAGAACACUGGUAGUUAGUCACAAUUAUAUCUUGACCUGCAAUCUUAGUACUCCAAUGCUUUUCCUAUAAGUUGUGACCUCAACUUUAAUUACAUUAAAUAUAACUAAUAGGUAAUCUAUAUACAGCAUAUCCAAGGUCACCACUGAUGGUACUGAUUUUUGUAUUUAUUUCCACAGAUGUAGACUAGGGACUACAUCAGUUUAGUAGGCUGGACGAUAUCCUGAUAGAGGAAGAGCACGAUAUCCUUAAGUGCUCUUCCUCUACAGACAGCAUAUUUUGAAGACUUAAGGGCAUAUACACAGACUUCAGGUAAACCGACAGUUCAUACUGUAACAGACAUGAAUAAUACAAAAUACAUAUGUCCCCUUUAUACCUAUGGCAAAGAAGGUAAAGAAAACAAAACGGUUUCUACAAGUGCAUCACUCUUUUCUAUAACCUUGCACUAAUUAUAUGCUACACCUUUGGGAAUAUCUGCAAUAAAUAUUAUGUGCAAUAACCAGAAUGUGCAAGAAUACAGAAUGAGGAAUAACUAAACUCUUGCAUGCAAAUAGAAGGUGAACCUGAAGAGGGCAGGAGCUAAAUGAUUGUCUUCUGUUGCAUGACGUGAAGUGUGUAUAUGUACAUAUAUAUAGCUACACAACAGUUUAGUUUAGGGAUCGCUGCAGUCUUAUAACACCAGCACAGGGAACCCUGAAAGAUUACAUUGCAGUGUUGCUGUUGGACUUUGACUCAGCCUGCAUCAUGAUGCUCCUGCAGCUCACAUUAUUCACCUUACUUAUGGCCGCUCUGGACCUUCACGUGUCUGGAGAGAAAGAAGUUACCUGUACUUCCCGGAACCACACUUGUCCAAGAGUUGUUGCCUGUGAUGGUGGUACUGCUGUGCUGAACUGCGGUCAUCGUCAUAUAAGGAUCAUCACCGCGUUCUACGGCCGACUCGAUUCCAUCACUUGUGCUGCAGGACGACCUGCCAAUCAAAUCUGUAACAGACAUUGCUCCUUGCCCAGUGCACAAUACAUUGUUUCAUCUAGAUGUAAUGGAAGGUGCUACUGUCACGUGCCGGUUCAAACGUGUGUCUUGCCUGAUCCCUGCUAUGGCACCUAUAAGUACCUGUCAAUUUCUUACUACUGUGCCUAAUAACUCGAGGGAUUCCAGCUUUCUUCCCAGGGGCCUCACUUCAGUCUAAAAAGGAAUCAGACCAAAUGCAUUUGUUAGCUUAAUGAGUUGUGGUGUUAAUGCACUUUAAAUUAGCACGCUACUGUAUAAUCAACUCCUGUAAUCAUUUUUGUAUCUUGUUUAUUUGCAUUUACAUGUAAUCAGUUCCUCCUAAAUAAAUUCACUUUAGUAAUAAUGCUUUAAAACUAUCCAUUAAAUGCAAGCAUAAUAGU
Molecule: messenger RNA, 1943 nt
Organism: Tachysurus vachellii
Lineage: Eukaryota; Metazoa; Chordata; Actinopteri; Siluriformes; Bagridae
Product: L-rhamnose-binding lectin CSL2-like
Exons: 8
Coding region: 1300-1692 (130 amino acids)
Molecular function (GO): carbohydrate binding
Source: RefSeq, a predicted model, not a curated record